Messenger RNA from Lethenteron reissneri (Far Eastern brook lamprey), 7885 nucleotides. RefSeq names its product protein phosphatase, Mg2+/Mn2+ dependent 1F (gene PPM1F). Gene Ontology annotation, biological process: protein dephosphorylation; negative regulation of protein kinase activity. The record is from RefSeq and is a predicted model, not a curated record. Gene Ontology annotation, molecular function: protein serine/threonine phosphatase activity; cation binding. Lineage: Eukaryota; Metazoa; Chordata; Hyperoartia; Petromyzontiformes; Petromyzontidae. Gene Ontology annotation, cellular component: nucleus.
UGGUGGAGGGGGGCGGUGUGGACACCACACAGCAGCAGCAUCAGUGUCGGCGUUUACGCCGAGCUGUACGGUAAGGCCCUCUUAGUUCCUCCACACCCCUCACAAUUAGAGAGAGAGAGAGAGACAUCACUCAGCAGCAGCAGCAACUACAGUACUCAACCAAGCCAGCUUAGCCGGUGGGCCCUGCCCUACUUAAAGACUUUGCCGCGUGUUUGGUUGUAGAGGAGAAACCAAACCAAUCUGAUAUCUCGUUCGGCCGGCUCAACAGUUCUCCCGACAAAGCAAGCAAGCAACCAAGCCAGCCAGCCAGCCAACGCGUGGCUACUUAGUCGCGAGUGUGUUUAGACCUGAGCUCUGGCUUUGGGUUACCCCGGCUGCUGUGGUCAGCAGCCUCAGGGGCUGCCGCUUGCUGCUGGCGUGGGCCCCGGGUAUGCCCGGGCGACAUGGCGGGGAGUCCGGAACGCGUGGCUUCGUCCUCCUCCUCGGCCUCCUCGUUUCUCCGCCGCUUCUUGGAGGAGUUCGGCCCCCCGCUGGGAGACGAGGCGAGCAUGCCCGUGCGGCCCGGCUGCUCGGGCUGGGUGACUGACGGGGAGCUGCGGGGAGAGAGCCUCGACACGGCCCUGCAGCUGCUCGCCGCCAAGCACAAAGCGCCGUUUGCGUUGGCGCUGGCGAUCGCUCGGGCCGCAGCUGAGAGGGUGCCACAGCAGGACCUCAGCCCUCACCAGCGCGAGGCCAGGGAGUGCGACGGAGAGGGAGAGCCCCGGCAGUAUGACGCGUACAAGCUCGCGCGCGUGGUGUGCAACUGCGUGCGGGAGGUGUGCGAAGCCUGGCUGGACGACCUCCCACCGUUGCGCACAUCGGCACGCCACUUCCAAACGUCACUGCACGCCGUCAAGAACAGCCGGCGCAAGAUGGAAGACCGGCACGUCGUGCUGCCCGACUUGAAUGCCCUGUUGGGCCUGGAAGACGCGGAGGAGCAGCAGCAGCAGACGUACCUCGCCGUGUUUGACGGCCACGGCGGGGUGGAGGCGGCAGUGUACGCGGCCACGCACCUGCACGUGAACCUCUUGCAGCAGGAGAUGCUGGCGCGGGACCCGGCUCGUGCCCUCCGGGAGGCCUUCAGCCUCACCGACCGCAACUUUGUGCAGAAGGCCGUCCGAGAGAACCUGCGCAGCGGCACGACGGGCGUGGUGGCGCUGGUGCGCGGGGACAUGCUGCACGUGGCGUGGCUCGGGGACUCGCAGGCCCUGCUUGUCAGGGACGGCUGCCCCGUCGAGAUCAUGACUCCGCACAAGCCCGAGCGAGAGGACGAGAAGAAGCGAAUUGAAGCGCUAGGAGGGUGCGUGGUGUGGUUCGGGGCCUGGCGAGUCAAUGGCACCCUCUCUGUAUCCAGGGCUAUCGGCGACGCGGACUACAAACCAUACAUCUGCGGCGACGCCGAGAGUGCGUCGGUGCGUCUCGACGGCACGGAGGACUACCUGCUACUCGCGUGCGACGGCUUCUUCGACACGGUGCGUCCCGACGAGGCCGUCGCCGUGGCCGCCGCUCACCUGCGCAAGAGCCGGGACGCCGGCACGGCGGAAGACGAAGGCUGCCGGCCUGCCGGCCUGGCGCAGCGUCUCGUCACGGCCGCUCGUGACGCCGGCUCCGGCGACAACAUCACCGUCAUCGUGCUCUUCCUACGCGACCCCGGCACCGUCGCGGUGGACGUGGCGGGCGCCGGUCACUCCGACGGAGCGAAGCCGUGCCGUGGUGGCAGCGGCAGCGGUGAAGAAGAGGAGAUGGCGGCGGUCAAGGAACCGCGCGAGGCGGAGAAAGGGGAUGGUUGCCCGCGAGGCGCGGAGAACCGCUGAGUCCGAGAGGGGGGCAGCGGUGGCGGCCCAGGUCCGCUUGGCGCCUGCGAGUCAAAGAACGAGGGCACAAGCGAGGUUGGGUCGUGGGGAUGAAUCGUAAGCACUACCCCAGGCUCGCCCCCAUUUCUUUUUCUUUUCUUUUUUACGGCAGGGCAAUAAACACCAGCAGUAUGAGCCGCAAAGUACCCCAUGCGCAGCGGAGAAGAUGCAUUUGAGAGCAGUGUUGUGUGUAAUAAUGGUGGGUGUUUUGGGGACAGGCCUACUAAAACAAAAAUGUUGGGAUGCAAUUCGGGCAUCUUUGUCUGCAGUGACUAACACUAAGAAGAGCAUCGUUUCUGCUGGUAGUUGUAUUAUUUUCUUGGUUUUCAUGGUUAAGCGUAAGGUUUUAGUUAAGUGUUUUUUUCCCCCCGUAAAUUGAGUGUAAUGCACUUACGGCGUCAAGCAAAAUCAUUUGUGCCUUUUUUUGCAAAUAACCGACCAUAUCACCUCUUCGUUAAGUUUUGCAGUCGCCCAAUGAAGUGGGCAGCUGCCUGCUUCUUCUCCAGGCAAGUGGGCCACCUUGAAAGAUGACCACGGACAAGAAGGGUAACUGCAGCUUUCGACUUCACGGUGGUGACAGAAAUCGUUUUCCGAGGGUGCAGCUUUGAAACGGUUUUGGGGAUGGGGAGCGCAGGUGCUUGCUGGUCGAGAAUCGAGUUCGAAUAGCCUUCUAGAUUUUUCUGAUCAGUCCCCCCCCCACCCCCCCCCACCGCGUUCAGCUUGUAUGUACGUACGUCAAACAUCUUGCGCGCACCGUACAUAGCCAGCGGUGCUAAUCGGAGGUUAACCUGCACUCUGCGCAUUCGAUGAAACAAUUGAGGGGUUUCAUCUUCUUGGUUCUUUCGGUAAAGUCACGUAGUAGGGAAGUAAUAAAAUAAUAAAAAUAAAACAUAAUAAAACAAUUCUCACGACGUUUCGGCCACAACGCAAGCAGCCGUCCUCAGGUGAAGAACAUGUCUGUCGAUAAGACAGAGUCUGAAUGACUCUGUCUUCCUGCGUUGUGGCCGAAACGUCGUGAGAAUUGUUUUAUUAUGUUUUAUUUUUAUUAUUUUAUUACUUCCCUACUACGUGACUUUACCGAAAGAACCAAGAAGAUGAAUCCCUGCGGUCACGAAAGCUUUAAAUCGAAAUUGAGGGGGUGUGUGGGGGAUCGACUCGCUGGUUAGUAACGUGUCCAGUUUAUCAAAGCCUGCACAGGGAGUCUCGAACUUAACGUUAAUCGGUGCCAGUGGCAGUUUUCGUAAGUUGCUGUAAAGCUGUCCAUUGGAAAUACUCACGCUUUCAUUUGCCAAAAGUGGCGGAGGAAGUAUGGUCAGCCACUUUAAAGGAAUUGUUGUGAGCAGCAGCACGACUUCGGUUCUCUGUAGAAAUAAUUUGUGGCCCACUUGGGAAUGGGGAAAACGAGCACUUGAGAUGGCCUUCCUGUGCAAUUACAGCGCUGCGAGAGUUAAUGGCAGGACUUUUGAUUGGUCAGUUUCCAGUACACGUUGCGAGCUUGGCGCGAUUGCAAACGGAGCACUUAAAGGAAUUUAUAAUUGCCCUUCUCAGUUUGGGGGGUGGGGUGGGUGGGAAUGAAAAUAAUAAUUAAGUCUCUAUUGAUGUAUGGUGUGAACAUUUUAACUUAGAGUCUCCGAUAGGCUUUACAAAUUUUAUUCAAAUCAUGUGAUGCGUGACCGGCGGUGAAUAAUAAUGUGACGACUUGCCAAGGAAAGCCCAAGUCCUUCAAGCAAUAUUCAUUUUCAAGAGAGACCCUGCUUAGGGACGUUAGACUGUACUUCUCGAGUAUUUUUUUUGUGCGCAUGUGGGAGGGAAACCAUUGUGCCCGGAGAACACCCACCCAUGCGUGGCGAUAACUCGCCCCAAACCCCACAUUCCCCCGCACAGGCGAGCAACCUACUUGCUCUACUGCCGCGCUGCCUGUCUAUGCGAUCCGUAGACCUCCGACGCCUUGCAGGCUGCAUGUCGGCACGGCCCUACUUGACGCGAGCUUUGCGAUCGGUCAGGACUUUUAUUUUUUCUAAUCGUUGAUUUGUCUCAGGAUGCAGAGUCGGGAGCAAAUCCCACACUGCCGCUAACACCGCUGUUGGCACGUCGCGUGGGACGGUGCAGUGUUUUGAGUCGCUCUCUACGAUGCUCGCUCGUGAGAGUUAUUUUGGAGUGAUCGCGCACCUCCGUGCGACGUGAGGAUUUUGGAAUUAGUUGACAGCCCACGCCGUGCACGGCAAAUCCUUUUCAAGUGCACACGCACGCACGCGCACGCACGCGCACGCACACGCACACACACGCGCUCUUGACUGCCAUUAGCGGAAGUGUAACUACAAUCGUCGGACGUGCACUCGGGCUCCCUCUGGGGAUAGCACAAUCGAGCCAUCUCUUUAGUCGAUGACUAUUGCUACUUCUGCUGGUACAGGUCUCCAGUCUUGGGGAUGGUACUAGGAUGUCAAAUUGGGAGUCCAGACCUAGAUAUACAUUCAACUGUUAAGCUGUCGCACAUGUCGCCAGCACGGCCGUUUCUGCGCCAUCCCAACUCUAACCAGCUUUCCUGGACCCCCCCCCCCCCAAAAUAAAUCGAUGACAUCUCCUCUUGCCACCCCUGACACUUAAAAGGUGCAAUAGGUGAUUUGCAGAACACAGAACAGUUAUCUGUCCUUCCAUUCGGUGGCAUCGGGGCACGACUGCCAUUUCUCUUUAAAGCAUGACACCUCGUCCCCGUUUAUUGACUUGAAAGCUUGAAGUCACACACGGUAUAUUUCUUUUUUUUAUGCGAGGGUAAACUUGAAUAUAAUAGAUGUAGAUGACGUAUCAUUAGACAGCUGGGUGGAUGGCUAGCCAUGCAGGUCGUUGGCAAACCUACAAAUGCAAUGUUAUGCAGUUGGCUGGCAGGACCGACGGAUGUAUUUUCGUGGCUUCAGGUCACUACCGCCUUUACUUUUCAUCAAAGCUGAAGAAAAUAUUUCUCGCUUCGCUGCUGACGGCUGCACGCUCUUUGUAAACAAACGUUGGGGAUUUUUUUCCGUCGGUGUCCGUCUUGGGCUGUCGCCGACUUUAAGGCGAUUUGAACGCAAGAUGCCAAGUCACUUAUUGCGCCUUUCUAAGAAAAAAAACGACUUUCCUUCAUAAAACAAACCAAAGUUAAGAACAAAACAGUUUUUCGGUGAAUGUUUUCAGCAAUGCAUUAGAGGGAUACUUUAUAUUUUAGGAAAAAUGUCGCAGAGCACAUCUCUGCUACAUUUUGGCAAUACCGUGGAUGACUUAGGUAGGUAGGGUGCAGCCGCUCUGUAAAUAUCUGCGCAUUUUGAAGAAAAGUGGCAUUAUUAUCACCAUGACGAUGUAAACCUUGCCCGACUUUGCCAAUUCACACGAAUCAACGGACCUGCUUGCAGGUUUAAUGAGCAAGGGGGAGCGUGGUUCUCGAAGUUCGUUUAGUUUUUUGCAGAUUUUGCAUUGUGCAGGAAUAAUGAUGUUUUACCUUUCACGUUACAAGGGCUUAGUUGUCGAGUCGGGUUUAAUGGGCUUACAGAAACAUGACAAACUGAAAUUGCCCUCCUACUUUUGUGUCGGAGUGAAAGUGAGUGUUUUGUUAACAAGUGCAGCUACAGAUAUGAAAGUGAGUUGGUGUAAAAUGGUGUACAUAAGACAACUGCGGUGUGCAGACCACACAGCAGUGUCAGUUUGUUAACCAAAAUCACUUGUCUUGUUAGGUCGGGUGUGGAGGAUGGAAGGGAGGAGAAGGGGAUGUGUGUGGAUGUUAACAUUUAAUUGCAUGCUUUCUGACUAUAUAUGAGCGCCACUGUGGCGAGAUGUUAACUACCUCGCCUGGUAUACAGGAGGUCGUAGGUUCGAUCUCAACCCUGACGCCUGCUGUAUAUUUGGAGUUUGCAUGUUCUCCCUGUGGUCGUGUGGAGUUUUCUCCGGGUCUUCCGUUUUUUUUUUCUCCACAUUUAGAAACAUGCGUUUUGAGUAUUUGGCUGCUAUAAAUUUCCAUAUAAGCCACUUCAUUGGGCUAUCGUUUGUGGUCAGGUCGCUUUGGAAAGAGCUAUACAGCUCCGGUGGGCCUUACCUGGUAAAAUAAAAAAUAGUAAAAAAAAAUUCACAUUUGAUUGUUUGCAUCUCAAAAGGGAGACUUCUGUUACAAUUUGCAGGCUGUGGUAUUGAUGUUCGCGAUCGCUGCUGGCUUCGCGGAAUGGAUUCGUUCUUCUUAUUACGACUGUUUUUUGCCAUUUGUAAAAAUUUACAUACCGUUGUCUUAUUAUGCUACGCAGUAUUUUUGUGUGUUUAUUUAAGGUUGAAAGUUUCAUUUCGAAUUUCAAAAGUCGGGAGAAUUUUUUGUCUGUUUCACGCAAACCCCUCUGUGGUAAGAAUUGGGGUCUCUUUCGAUGAGCUGUCCCCCCUGGUGUUUGCGCACGCACGUGGGACCCACCUUUCAGGAACUAUGGUGCUUCUUCGGUUUCAGUGUUACGCUCUCUUGCUUCGGCGAACAUCUUGCACGGAUUACCUUCUAUAUACGUCUAUCGCAGGACAGAUUGAGCUGCUGAAGCCGGGAGUUCAUUCGAGUAACGAGUGUGUACCGCAUUCAAGGUUUCAGGACGUGUAAGAUGUGUGAUGCGUGCAAGGUUUAUCGUUACCCAAUACGCUGCGUGUCCACCUGUGCUUUGGGCAAGACGGCAAAAUGACCUUAUCUUGCCUAAAAUGACAACAUCGCCUGGUCCUUGUUUGUGCUUUAUCGGCGUCUUAACGAGUGUGUAUAAUCCCGUGCUGCCCGUUGCCGUGUGUCGACGGUCUGCGCUUCUUCGUAAUUGAGGCACCAACGUCCCAACGUGGCCACCCUCGUGGGGUUGGAGGCGUUCUGUGCCCAGUUUUGUCGUCCAUGCACUUCACCCUCGCCGCGUGGAUUAAAUUGUCGGGAAUGAAUUGCCCUCCCAGUGUCUCUGCACCCCCCCCCCCCCCAAUAAUAUGGCCAUAUUCGUUUUUGUUGCUGUUGGAGGUGGGGUUUUUUUGUCAUCUCCUUGAAUAAACUUGAAUUUUGAUGUGAAAAUUAACUGGGGAGGAAAAUAAAAGUUUAAUGAAAUUAUUGCUUGUGGCUUCUUAUCCCCCGAUUUAUAUAAUUCGGCCUCAAAUGUGAAACGAUCUUGUGCCGAGGUUGUGACAACGUCAUGAACAUUCCCGUGCCACCACGUCUGCAGACUCGAACCUCGCCUUGAAAUCCAACCCAGCAUUUACUCCUCGCCCGGUUGCGAAUGCCAGAGUGUGAGGGUUUAAUCCGUGCGUUUUCUAUUGGCCAUAUAGACAAUUUAAAUUAUCUUAAUUUUGACUGCCAACUAAAAUUUGGAGUCGUUUUGCCCGUAUAGCUGUACCACUGAAUAAUUCUAUUGCUUAAUAGUCCAUAACUUCUAUGUACAUAAAGCACAACACUAAGCUUAUAUUGCAUAACCUUUAUCAUUUCCCUUGGAUAUAUGAUUUUUAUACUUGAUGCUCAUUACAAUGAAGCUUUUGGGGUUGGAAUUUAUGUGUUUUAAAUACACAACUAUUAUACCGAUUUAGAACGGGAAAAUUUGGUUUAAAAUGCACCCACUGUGAGGUCUGUUUCUGAAAGUGGCAAAAUGAUGCUUGUGACUGCUUGCUUGUUUUUGUGUACUAGUAAGAAUAAUAAGAAUAGGGCAUGGUGCAUGUUGGCUUUUUUGGGGAGAGUUUGAGAAUUAUCAAUAUGCUAUAGUACAUUAGUGGCAGCGGGUGUUUAAUAAAAAAAACAAGCUUAUUUAUGUUGAAUUAUUUAUUUACCAGAAAACAUAAACAAGCCUAAAUUUCAAGUGAUGUCCUUUUUGUAGUCGUGUCAGUCAUGGGGUUACUGUUUUUCCUAUUUGUAUUUUUCUAGUGGGUCACUCACUGUACUCCUUAAAACGAGUCCUCCUUAACGCCUCUACUGGUCUGAGCUUCAGUUCUUCACAGUAUUACCUUCAAUUCCUACAAAUAAACAUGAUGCAUAUGAAACUUGG